Messenger RNA from Phymastichus coffea, 1204 nucleotides. RefSeq lists its product as uncharacterized. The transcript is spliced from 4 exons. Gene Ontology annotation, biological process: sleep; regulation of synaptic transmission, cholinergic; positive regulation of voltage-gated potassium channel activity. NCBI's taxonomy places the organism in Eukaryota, Metazoa, Arthropoda, Insecta, Hymenoptera, Eulophidae. The coding region runs from base 72 to 575 and encodes 167 amino acids. The record is from RefSeq and is a predicted model, not a curated record.
UAUGUAUAAACGCUCCUCACCAAUUUUCAACAGCAGUGUACCAGUCGACGACUACGCUCCGAACGGUUACGAUGUAUUCCACAAAAAUGGCGCUUCAGAGUUUCAUCUUUUUAUCAAUGCUUAUUAUAUAUUCUAUUGAUCAAGUAUCUGCACUAAAUUGUUACAUUUGUGCUUCUGAUUCUGAUGGCGAAUGUUACAAGAAUCCGAAACAAGAUCGAUUUAUAAUGGAUUGCGUAAAUACGCAAAGUGUCUCUGAAUUUUCAAAUAAUUUUUUAGCAGGAGUCGGAGGCAAUGUUCAGUCUAUUAUCGCAGAUUAUACACGCUCACGUCAAUUGAAUAUCUUCGAUCAUACAUGUUUGACCAUUAUUGGAGACUUGGCCGGUAAAAGAUCUGUAGUAAGAGCUUGCUCUCCUAAAUUCAUGAAGUGUCGAGAAUGGGAAGGAAAGUUCGGCAGUCUGCAAAUUGAAUCUUGUGAUCAGUGUGAAUCUGACUAUUGCAACUCUUCUCAUCAUCUGAGCGUUGGAUUUUUAAGUUUAAUUGGAUCUCUGCUAGCUAUCUUGUGUACAAGAAUCUGAUCAACUUGUCUUUCAAUGCUUUAUUUACGUGACUAUCAAGAUCCCAUACAUUAGUGUUACUGUAAUUUUUUUUAUAAUCGAAUCUAUACAUAGCAGGAUAAAUCUAAUUUACUCACGAUGAAGGUUAUAUAAAUGCAUUCUAAAAUUAAUAUUAUGAAAUUUGUAAUGUUCGUUGCUUAUAUAUAAAAAAUAAAUCUUAGAGCCAAACUAGAUAAGAUGGACGAAUCAGCCCCCAACAACUUGGAAAAAUUAGUUCGAAAUAAGUCUGAAAACCUACGAAAGAAAUUUUUGUAUGAGUCGAACAAAUUGACCAAGUCACUUUUUCAAAACUAUGGGGAGAAGAUUGUCCUAUCUUAUCUGGCUACGAUUUUUAAUUCGUAAUAUUAAAAUACUGACCCUAUUUAGAACAACAAUGUGAUCAUAUAUAUAUAUAUAUGUGUGUUAUUAUUAAUCUAUAAGAUAUUUCAUUUCAAAUAAUGAAUUAUACAAUACAUGAAAAAUUGCAAGGUAGAUUGUAAUUUUUGAUACCUGAUAUAAUUUUUUGGCAUGAAAACAUCUCCUUUAAUUGGAAUAUUAAAUUUACAUUCAAUAAAAAAUUCUGAUGAAAUACUCUUGUGAAAUCAUUCCGU